AUCUGUCCCUGGGCUCUACCGCUGGAAAGAAUCGCCUUCUGAAAACGUGCAGAAACUGAUAGGGUUGCUUAAGCCCUAAUUACGGGACGGAUCGGAACGGCUCUUCUGAUUGAAUAACUCCUCGUAGGGAUUUGGGGCUCGGGUAACCUUAAAGGGAAGUCAGGAUGGCUCGGUGGCUCGUGUUACGCUUCUGAGUCGUUAAUGUGUUGAGUGCUUAACUGUCCUUUGGAUCGUAGGGAACGGCAGUUAACUUAGAAUGAUACCGUAGGCAUCCAAACGUUCUUGUCAUGGGAAAGCAAUGGGGAAAGCCUCUUGUCAGUUCACCGUAGUGUCUUUCCUUAACGCGAGCAGUGAUUUCCUCGAAUGGAAUGGCACCGUGACUAAAAGUUGCUGUGAUUUAAUUGAUUAAAUCCAAAUUUAAGCAUUUCUCUUUAUUUUUAACCGGGAAGCUGUAUGUAGAAAUGCACAAAAAUGCUCCUGCCACGUGGAAAGGAGUUGGAAGUGAUUCCAGCGACUUCUUUUUAGAGAUUUUAGGAAUAUGAAGGGUUUUGUUUGUUUUCCUCAGAGGAGACAGACGUGGGAGGGGGAAGGGCUGUGUAGGCUUUCACGUGAAGUCACAGUGUUGGACUUGUGCAGAUUUUUUCAGUAGCUCACAGUUGCUAAUGUGGGAAGUUCUAGAGUGGUAAGUGGACCAACUAAGAAAUAGACUGGGUUUCUUUCAUGGCUUGCUUUUAAGUUACUUGUCAGUAGGCAGAACAGACAGAAACUUUGUCUUUAGAAAAGCAUAAGAUCACUUUGGUGAGAGAAAGAUUAAGAAAGAGUGCUUUCCAGACCUUCUCUAAUAGCGGUAAAGCUGAAAUCGCUACUUUAUCUCAGGCUGAGAUCAUAUUCAAGAUUGGGAAUACUUCUCUAGGAGUUUAGUGAGGUGUUUGAGCUUUAGUGCACAGUGCUCAAACACAGUAUGAUGGUUGUUGACCACCUAAAACUUCAAUAUGAAGGUGUAAGUUUACGUUCUGUGGUUACUCAGCUGUCCCUUCUGAAACAUCCAGGAGAUGAAGAUUUUUUGCUCUCACCUGACUGUAGUUUGAAUAGCAUCGUAUGUAUGAUUUGUGGCCUUUGCCUUGUAGAUGGUUCUGCUCGUGAUACGGAGUGCUUUGGUUACAAACGUGUUUUUACCUGUUACAGGAAUUCUUUGCAGAAUGCUCUCAGUCUUCCAUCACCCUGAGUGUAGUAAAAUGUGCAAAGCCUACUUAAAGUUUACUUUGUAAUGGCCUUCCACUUCAGUUCCGCUGUAAAUAAGUUGCGCUCUACUUCCUACUGACAUCUGAACUGCUUCUUCAGUGCAACAGUUUGUAUGAAUGAAUUUUAAAGUGGUUAAUCUGCCAAACUGUUGAAGAGGAAAAUAGCUUUUAUACAUAUCAGAACCGUUCUUAUUGUCUUUAUUGGCCUAUUUUGCAGACUUGGAGAUAUUGUGCCUUCUGUAGCCAUAAAUUUCAGAGCUUUCUAAUGUGCAUGUUAUGUAAAGAACACUUCAGAACAAGGACUGGUUCAUGGCUUUUCAGCAGUGUGGGCACACUUUAUUGCAUCUGUAUGUACCUACCUUACCUGGAAGAGUAGUGAGCUCGCUCUGAGAGGAUAUGAGCAUGGUGAUUAUUUUUAAGCCAGCGGUGAGGCUACAGGUACAGCUUACAAGCUGUGAAUAUCUCUUUCUGGCUCUGAGGGUUGAACCAAACAUGGCUGGUUCCUUUGAAUAGGAAGUUGGCUGUAGUCAUAAAACAACAUGGAGGACUGCAGCUGUUGGAAGGUGGACUUUUUUGUCUUAGUUUCCUAAAGUUGCUGCUCUGCUGUCCUAUGCGGUUAUCCAUCACAUCUCUACACCUAGGCUAGACAGCUUGCCGGAGGCCUAGUGACUGUUGGAGGGACUCUCUAAGGUUGAAUGUGCACGAUCUGUAUUUCAGUAGUCCAUACCAGAUCCAACCAACAGUUCCUCUCUGUGAGGAGGAACUAUUUUGUUUGUUUGUUGUUGUUUUUUAAAGCCUGUUGCUUCUAGAGACAUACUGCUUUCCUACAGCUCAUAUUUAUGGCACUUCUGAUUGUUUCUCCAACUGAAAAUCUUAAAAGAAGCUAAUUAAACUUAACCAAAUGUGGAAGUUGUCAUUUUUAGGCUGGCAGAAUUGUUGACCGAUAUGACAAAGGAUGAUCAAAAUACCGUGUUUAAUUAUCUACGAAGUAGGCAAAAUUAAAAUAUAGUUGAUGUUAGAUGCAGCUGUGAACAACUAUGCAUGCAGCCGUAGGCAUGUGAAUAUCUGCAUGUUACAUUUGUGUAUGUAGUGCUAAAGUGAAUAUUUUCUUCCAUUUUCUUUUUAUGGAGUAAUGCUUUCUCACAGAUUAUCUUGAUGAAACACUGGUGUUCCCUUCUUCUUCCCCAGGAGAACACACAGGUUGAGUUUUCACUUUUUGGGUAUUGGAAUGCAUUCAUUAGGGAUUAUUUGGUCCAUCUUCCAUAAAGGAAAUUUGUGUCUGCUUUUGGUGUAUUUGUGGUUGAGGAGGUUUGAGGAUAACUUGGCAUUGGGUUACCAUGUGACAUGUGGAACAACCAGUGUGCAGUGUCCACCAUCACAGCGAAUGUGCUCGGGUAAUGUUUUAAUUUGGUUCUGUGGCCGGUGGCAUUCUUACAUGUCUAAGAUUAUUUCAUAUUUUUUCACUUCCAUGAUAUCAAGUAGAAUGCUGAAGAAGUUUUCUAGAAGCAGUUUUCUGAAGCCCAGUGCUGUUGUAAACUGCAGUAUCUGAUCACUUCUAGGUGCUAGCAAUAAUGUCUGUCUUAGUGCACUUGAUGCAAGGAUUGGCAAGCUCCCACUAAAAUGCACUUGCUGUGUCUUUAAGUACCACUUAACUGUGCAUCUUCCUUCAGAGGUAGUAUCUGUCAGUUAGUUAACCUGGCUGAUGCUCUUAGCGUUUGGAAUUAUUGCUGGGAUCAAGUGAGUUAACGCUUGUAUUCCUGCUGGGCUUUUGUUUGACUGGCAGCACUAACAACAAAGAUAUAUCCAGAUGCUGAUGGAUUUCAAGUCUUCACAUAAGUCUGUCCAUACCAUUAGCAGCAACAGUGCUGCAGCAGUGAAGACUUCUUUCUACCUUUGGUGUGCCACAGGAGAAGCAGAGAACUUGAAAUGGAAUUGAGCCAUAAUAGUACUCAGUGGCUGUGUUCUCAGGGACAAUCUCAAGACAGAUGAGCAGUGUUAGUCGGUCUGCUUGAACAAAUUACUUGGGUGAUGGUGAAGAUCCAGGAAGGAGAGAGGAGGAAAUACUCUGCUUUCUAUACAGCCACAGAGUAAGUGCUUCUGUGCAGUUUAGCUUUUCUUGAUUGUUCUUAGUUUGCUACUUGUGACACAAAAGGUGGUGGCCCCUGUGGGCCGAUAGGUGUAACAAAAGGUCAUUGCAGGUCCCAUGAAACAAUUGGAGAAAAGCUGUCUGUUAGGUUCUGAACUCACUGGGAUUUCAAGAUGUUGCCAAAUAAAGCUAUCUGUAGCAAAGAGGGUAAAGUAUGUCCUUCUCUCUAGAUCAAUGUAAUUGUGAUUUUCAAUAGAUUUUCAAGCUCAGGUCUGCUUUUCCCUCUUUCGUGGCAAAUAGUUCCUGUUACAUUUUGUCUGUCGCUAUCAGCAUUAAGGAAACCUUCUCACACCCCUUCUUCUAUUCUUGGCUGUGUUUUUCUAGCUUGUUUUAGCUAUCUUGAAAGUGAUCACUGAGUCAGAACCGUGAAAGCAAGUGAACAGUAAUUGGAACUGCUUACUCCCCAUCUGUCUUACUACUUCUCAAGUGGCACCUAAUGCGUUGUUCUACAAAUACUGUAAGAGAUUUUCUGCAAAAUACAGUGGUGCUCAAAACCGUUUCAAUUGUCAUGAUAAAACCUCUGCAAGCUCUUUAUUUUUACACCGUUUCCCAAAAGUAAAGCAUUUCUGGUGCAAGAUUCAUAAGAGGUCUUUGACCUAUGCUUAUAAAAUACUGUUAUUCAAAGUGAAAAGGAGCUUGAGAGCUGUGUUUUUGACAUCAUAGCUUUCACAUAAUGUUCUUCUAAGAGUAUGCUUCUGUGAGGCAAAAUGCAUGUUUGAAUGGCCACGUUACUUUCUUUGUCUUUUUGAUUUGCUUUUAAAUCAAUGUCUGAACACUUUACUUCUAAGCUGAAAUUAUUUCUUACAGAACACAGCUUUUCAUAGCUACUAAAAGAGCAUGUGGUAUCACUAAAGGCUUUAUCUGAUCUUUAAAAUAAAAGAACAGCAGACUUUUAAUGGGGGACUCGGUUCUGUAUAGUUUUAACAAGAGUGAGGGUAUGGUUCUGUGCAAUCUUUUGCAGUGCAUGUUCCCAUUGAAGUAAAUCCAUAAAAUGCUACGUUACCCUGUGGGUUACAUAACUCUAUUAGAGGGAUGCCAUUCAGUUCACAGGAGACCAGCAUUUAGAAGCUGAGAAAUAAGACUGCCAUGAUGUAGAUGAAAGAAAAGAAAAAUGAUAAUCUGUAAUUGGACAACUGCAUGCUUCUCCCUUUCUUUUGUGGAUCAAUAUAAUUUUUCUUACCUCCUACCACUAUGAUUUUGCUGUUGUGUUAGCUUUAGCGUGAAUUCAGUCUUACACUGUCUGAAUGAAUUUUGCCAUCAUUUUUCUUUCCACGGCUGAAAGGCCUUAGCUUUUACAGUUCUCACUGUCUUGGCAAGGUCUUCUUAGUUCAUCUCCUGCAUGCCUGCUGCUAAAGUCCAGCUCCUUGGGUGUGUUCAGGAUGUUGUUAAGAAACAUAAAGAUGUCUUCCUGGUUUCUUUAGCAUCAGAGAAGUGAUUGCAGCAAGUCCUGCUGUGUUACCAUAGCAUUGGCUGAAGUAUGCUCAUUCAUCUUGUGGGAAUGUUGCAUGUGCAGUGUAGCAAUGGGACAGGAACUUCAAGUUAGUAGUGUAUGCUGAACACGGAUCUAGUUUAUGGGGGAAAAGUAAAUAGAAUCACUAACAAAGUUUGCUUGAGUAAAUGUAGACUUUUUUUUUUUCGAGGUUAUUGACAUGGCUGGGUUUGGAAGAGCUGCUUGUGUGGCAAGAAUAUUCUUGGCCUCAGUGACCUACUGCCGCAUAUCUGCUCUCUGGUGGAAAGCAUGGAAAUAUUGAUGUUUCCAAGUGGGUGGGAAAAAAGCACGUUUUAACUGUUCUUGGAAACCUCUGAGCCAUUUCUGCUGGCUCUGAUAUGUAAUGCUAACCCUUCUAGGUGCAGAAGUGUACGUGUGACUAAAGAUCUUCAGCAGCAAGAGACAGGCUCACGAGUUUGUGCUGUUUUGGUUUAGUUGUUUGAGCUAUAUGCACCAUGACUGUAGCAUCCAACCUGCAAUUAGUGCUUGUUAUUUGUAAAUCUCAAUUUCACACAACUUAAUCACAGGCUACUUAGAAGAAACUCCUUAGUGCUGACUUUGUGGGAGAGUGUUAUGUGGCCUAUUUCCUAUUGUUUGUUUAUUUCUGUUACGUGUAUCACUGUGAUGCUUGAGUGUUCUGUCAGCAGCAUAUGGAACAAGUACAGUGCUUAUUGCCUUGUAUUGAAAGUAAUAGUUUUGGAAAGCAAAAUGGAACAGUCUUAACUUCUGUGAGUAUACUUUUCAUCAUCUUGUAUUAGUCUUCAGAACCUUCUGUUCAUCCUCACUACUCUAAAUGUACCUGCUUCUGCAUGUGGGCAAUUAACUGUGGCUCCAUGACACACAUUAAACCCAGUGAGCAUUUGUCCUGUCUUUAGAGCUGUUAUGGGCCAAGCUGUAAAUUUCUGUAAAGAUUAGGGGUUUGUCUUUGAUUCAGAACACUUCUGGAAAGCAGUGUUACGAGUGGCAGUUUUAUUGCAGCAGCGUUAUUCCAAUGCCUAGAGAAGCUCUGUGGCUUUGUCCUCAGUACUUCUUCAUCCUCGAGAGCUGCCAGAGACUUGACUAUAACCUAGAUUGUUGCCUGUCAGAGCAGAAAGGGGGUUUUCUCACAAACCUGAGAAGUUUGGCUGAAGAACCAGAAGGGAUACAGAAGGGAACCUCCGAAUUACAGGUUAGGUAUCAGCUGUGAAUAUAUACAUCAAAUAAAAUGAGACUGCGGUGUUACAACUUCCAAAAAUAUGUAUUUUUUCCUUGCUGGCUGACAAGCCUAGCUACAUUUAGUUCUUAGCCUGUGAGGUAGAUUUACCUAAGCGCUGGUCAUCUUGGUUGACAGUGGUCACCUUGAAUGUACCAGUGGUGUAGAGUUGGCACUUCUCUAACAUCAUGAGCUUCCUCAUAAAAUGAGGCUCAGCUGUGUGUGAUAGCACAGCUAUAGCACAGUGUAUAGGGUCACUUUCUUCAGUGUGUAUUUGACAGAUAUCUGACAGAGAAUGAAUAUCCCUGUGUUUUAGGGAUUUUAGUCAAACACGAUACCUUUCCUACCUUGCAGAAACGCCAGUCUUCAUGUGGAUUGUCCCAGUAGCUAUGUUGAUGCUUGUGAUUCUGAUGAGCAGCACCGCCUGAGCUCCAGCAGGCUUGGUGCCAUGACCAGUGCCCUGGGGAGCCCAUUCCAGUUCCCAACUGAGUUGGCCAUACUGGUGUUUCCUUCUAGCAGAGAAAGUUUGACAGGAAAGUCUUAGCUAUUCCAGCACCUUGCUGCUGUCUGAAGAAACAGUCCUGUUUUAUCUUUUCACUCACCCAUUCUGUUCUUUGCUGUUUCUUUGGCACGUCUGGCUCUUAGCUAGCUGAGCCUGCUCACCAUCACUGCUGGUAAGAAACAGAACUGCUUCUUUUGGUGGCAGCCAGCUUUAGAUUAACUGUCUUGGAUAAUUGGAUCCUUAGAGGGUUUGAUGGACUUUUUAAAUCUGCAGUGUCUCCUUGCCUGAAUAGCUCUGACUCUUUAGAAUCUGGGUCUACAUGAAUAGACUUAAACCACCUAUAGAGAAGAGCUGUUUCUUCAUUGGAUCUGGUUUCUUUCUUUCUCUUUGUGUUUGUUGGUUCUGUGACAUUCCACUUGUGAAUGAAAGCAAGGUGCAAAUUGAGCAGACAAAAAGUAAAGACCCUCUUUAUAAGGGUCUUUGAGUGUGUCUGUUGGUUCUGUUCUUAGCAAGUUCUACAGAAAGGAAUAAAUCCAGGAGAAGUGCUUCCAGAUUCCCAGUUCAGUCCUCAUUUAUUGAAGGGCAAACAACAUUACUGUGGUGUUACUUGAAACAAGUCAGCCUUUCAACUUCAGGCAACUUAUAAGUUUUUCCAAAUAAAAGAGAACUGAAAGUUCUUGAUGUACACUUGGAAACGCCCAGUAGACUUCUUUUUGUGGGAAUAUGUGUUGUGAUGGAUUAAGUGAUGCAAGUAGGUGAAAAGCUUUUAAAACGUUCAGCUGUCCCUGGAAACACCAUUUCCUCAGUCCAUCUCUAGGAUGGUACAGAGCUUCCGGCAAAAGUUCUUAAGAUGUUCAUCAGCAGUUGGACUUUGGCCUCCCAAUGGUCCCCAGAUUAUGACUACGUUUUAUAAGAAGAUGAGGAACAAAAAGCAGUGUAUUCAAGAUACAGAGGGUCAAAAGCAUGAAGGCAUGGAAGGUGAAGAAAUGGAAGAAAGCUGUUCCUGUUCUACUUUAUUACAUGACGGUGACACAUGCCCCAUCUGUCUGAACUGCCUUCUGGAACAGGAGAUUGGUUUUCCUGAGAACUGUAGUCAUACUUUCUGCAUGACUUGUAUUCUUAAAUGGGCUGAGACGCAGGCUUCAUGUCCUAUUGAUCGCAGACCGUUUCAAGCAGUAUGUCAGCUUGGUGCAUUAGAAGAUCAGAUAAAGAUUCAGGUAGAAAAACAGCAAAAGAGAAGGAAAGAGGAGGAAUACUGUACCUGGAAUAAGGAAAAAUAUAACCAUGCAAAGAUGAGAAGAUUCCUGAGAAGAGCUGUAUGUUCAGACAGAGGGCCCUUAGCAGCAAAAUUGAGGAAAGCUGUGAAGAAGAAAUACAGUAAUAUUUUGUCUGACAAACAAAGCAAGAAAGCUCUGUCUGCAAAGGUAAGCAAGACCAGAAGACAGACCUGCUGGAAUGAGUGCUUCAGGACUAGUUUCUAUAGUACGCUUCCAGCCACUGGUAGCAAUGAAGAAUCCUUUCUUAGCUGUAGAAAUGACUGUACAGAAUUCACAGAAGUCAAUGCAAUGAUCAGGCAGAAGAGAGAAGAACUGCAAUUGUCCUGUUCAUCAAUGCUUGCUAGAGCUGAAAGCAUUCCUUUAGUGUCUUAUGGAGUUGAAGCUGAGACCUUUCUUCUCACUUCUACUACGGUGGCAGGGGCAGUUCUUCCAACAAAUAUCAGGCCUUUGGAAAACUUUGAAUCUUUAGGAAAAGGAUACGCUGUUGCGUGUGCCCAAGAAGGAGAAGAGAAAAAGCAAGCAUCAGGUUCAUCUGGCACUAGGGGAGCUAGAAGGAAGUCUGUUAAUACUACUCCUAGAAGAAGGUCUGCACGGAACACCAAAAAUGAGACUCUGAGUCAGUCUCGGAGCUCACCUCGGUCAAGCAGUUCUGGGUGCAGUGCUCCUGAUGGCAAUAACCCACCUCUGAAUAAAUCCUCUACAGAAUCAGAGAACGUUCUUCCAAAACGAAAAACUAAAAGAAUAGGUAAACAGCGAACACCUUUGGCUAAAAAGAAACUGAGAAGUUCUGCACGUUCCGAAAAAUCAUCCAGUGAUUCAGUGGAUGAUGAUGAUGAUGAUGCAGAGUCUGAAGUAGUUCUAACAAUAGGUAAAGAUCAGCAGUCAGAUAACGAAAGCAGUAGUGCAAACCUUCCACAGAAAAAUGAUGCAGAAACAGAGUCUGCUAAUGGAUUGGAAAGCUGUAACGAACAUGCAGAAAUUGAGGAAGCUACAAGAGAAUGUGAGGAAGAUACUUCAGGCAGCGGAGAUGUAAGUUUUUCUGUCCAAGAAUCUACAGUAUUGACUUUAGGAGGAGAAGGUCAGGAAUUUGAAAGAAAAGAUCUUAAUGAAAAAAAUGUAGAACUUGAGAAUCAGGAUGCCUGCGAAAAUACUCUUGAACAAAUGGAAACAGUGACUAGUCCCAGAGACAAACUGUGUGACCAUGCUACAUGUGAAAAUUCACACAAGACGUUGUGUAGUCCUCAGGAAGAAUUGCUUGAGAAUAUAAAUACUUUGACAAAAAUACAUCAACCAGUAACUAGUCCAGAAAAUGAAUUACUGGAACAUCCAGAGCCUUUGGAACAAGAUCAGCCAUUAGAGAGCCCCAGAAGCAAAUUGCAUGAGCAUACAGAAACCAUAGAAGUAGAUGAUGCUAAGGCAGAUGAAAAGACAGUAGUGGACUGUGCAAGUACAAAUACUGAAAACUUUAAAAGUGAUAAAGACAAGGAACCAGAUAGGUUAAUACGCAAUGCUUCUACAGACACAUCAGAGCAAGCCUUAAAAGAAAGCCCAGUGCCAGAGGGUGAAGAGAACAGAACUUCAGAGUCAGUGAUGAUAAAUGCUGAACAUAAGCAUUUUGGUGAGGAUAACAAUGAAAUGAUACCAAUGGAUUGUGACUCAUUUUGCAGUGACCAGAAUGAACCUCAGAUUCAACAGUUGCCAGCAGCUGAAAGUAUAGAGCAGGGAAAAAUAGACUCCUUACAGUGCAAUGCAGCAAACUCUACAUCAGGUUCAGGAUUUUCUGAUGAAAAAGAUGAAACUGUUCGCCAGGAAGGGGAGUGUCAGUCAGAACCCAAAAAAGACAAAAAGACUCGAACGAGACGGUCUCGAUUUCAUUCACCUUCAACAACUUGGUCUCCUUCUAGGAGAGAUGGUAGGAAAUCUCAGUCACCAUCUCCUAAAAGGGAGAUCUCCAGAGAGAGGAGUUCCCGAUCACCCAAGAAGGAAAAUGCUGGGGAAGGAAGGAGAUCCUUAUCUCAGUCUCCAAAAAGAGAGACACUCAAAGAUGAGAGAAAAACACCAUCUCGAUCUCCCAAGAGGGAAACUGUCAGGGAAAGCAGGAGAUCAUCUUCUCGGUCAAGAACAAGGGAUUCAUCUCCGAGACAAAAAUCUAGAUCUCGAAGCAGUGAUAGGGAUUGUCAGAGAAGGGAUCGUGACAGAGAGAGAAGAAACAGGAGAUGGUCCAGGUCCUGGUCCAGGUCCCGGUCACGAUCUAGGUCAAGAUCACAAUCAAGGACGAGAAAUAAAGGUUCUUCAUUCUCUAGAAAUGAGAGGGAUGGUCAUUCACCUCGUUGGAAAGAUAGAUGGGCGAACGACAGCUGGAGGAGUCCCAGAGGAAAUGAUCGAUACAGAAGAAGCGAUCAAGAGAAACAGAAUGAGAGUGCAAAGGAGGACAGUACAGAAAAAAACAGUGAUGCUCAGUGUUCUCCAGACAAGCGAAGGAAUGAUUGUCCAGACUGGGUAAUGGAACGGAUAAACUCCAUUCCUGAGGUCAAGAACAGAGAUAGACCUCAUUGGGAAGACAGCAGACAUGAUAAUUCAGGACAGUCUUGGAAUAAAAACUUUGGUUCAGGUUGGAUUCCAAACAGGGGGAGAGGUCACCGUGGCAGAGGUGGGCGUGGAAGAGGUGGUUUCACAUAUGGAGACCUGAGUGAAAAUCACUGGCAGAGUAGAAAACCUCUCUCAGGGAACUCAAAUGGUUCUGGGAAUGAAACUUCAAGGUUCUCAGAGCAGCAGCCAUACAAGCGUAAGAAUGAACAGGAUUCGUUUGAUACGCCUGCUGAUAGAUCUGGGUGGACGUCUGCAUCCAGCUGGGCUGUAAGAAAGACUUUACCUGCUGAUGUGCAGAACUAUUAUUCAAGAAGAGGACGAAAUUCAUCAAGCCCACAGUCUGGAUGGGGAACUAGACAAGAAGAAGAGACACUUGAACAAGAUCCAAACCUCAAAGACCAAGGCAACCAGCAAAGUGAUGGUUCUCAGUUGCCAGUAAAUAUGAUGCAACAACAAAUGAAUGUAAUGCCACAAGUGAAUGCACAGCACCAGCCUAUGAAUAUGUUUCCAUAUCCCGUGGGUGUCCCUCCUCCUAUGAUGAAUAUGCAACGAAAUCCUUUUAACAUCCCCCCUCCAGUGCCCAUGCAUCUCCAUACCGGAGUGCCUCUCAUACAGGUAGCUGCUCCCACAAAUUUGUCUCAGGGAUUACCUCCGCCUCCACCUCCACCCCCACCAUCUCAACAAGUCAACUACAUUGCUUCACAGCAAGAUGGAAAACAAUUGCAGGGUAUUCCAAAUGCUGCUCAUGUCAGUAAUAACAUGAGCACUCCAGUCUUGCCUGCUCCAGCGGCAGUCCUGGGAAAUGUGGGAACUGUUCAGGGACCAACUUCUGGCAGCGCGACGCCAUCGAGUCACAUCAAGGGCUCUAAUGCAGCUGUAAAACUGGGAGAAAACAAAGCAAGUGUAACAGUGGAAGCCAGUGCAGAUAGCUCGAAGAAGGACCAGAAAUUGCUAAUUCAGGAAAAAGCAGCACAAGAAGUCAAGCUGGCUAUUAAACCUUUCUACCAAAAUAAAGACAUCACUAAGGAGGAAUACAAAGAAAUUGUGCGGAAAGCUGUUGAUAAGGUUUGUCACAGCAAGAGCGGAGAAGUCAAUUCUGCAAAAGUGGCCAAUCUGGUGAGGGCGUAUGUGGACAAAUACAAACACUCGCGGAAGAAGAACGCGGAAGAGGCGGUCUCCUGUGAAAGGAAAUGAGGUCGUUUCAGGUUUUGAUUUCACUCUCUCUGCAAAGUGCAAUUUCAUCAUGAACCGUUACCUGAAAAUUGUACACGGCCGUGCUUUGAAGCUGGUUUUGAUCACGUUAUUUUUUCAGCGUAGUAUGUCGUGUUUUGUUCUAAAGAGAUACAGAUCUGCAGGGCCACUUCUUUAUUCCUUUUUAAGAGCGGGUGUCUAAAAAAGGAAAAGGCGUAAAGGAGAACCAUUAGGAAUGUACGCUUGUGUGGACAGUGAGAUGUACAGCAUUUUGACUCAAAUGAUGUGCAUUAAAUCAGAAAUUUGUCUGAAUCUGUUGAUUUUUGGACCAGGUAUGGGCAGUACAUCUCAGUGGUCAGACGAAAGGGGAAUUUUUUUGUUUCAGUUUCUCAAUGAUAGCGAAGAUGAAAUGAUGGAUUGCCCUGGCAGAUACUUGGAGUGGUACCCGGACAGGCUGACCGCAGGGCUCACAGCAUGUAUAUAAAAAGCACAUGGAGUUGUCUGAACAGAACAGAACAACUGUUUGGAUUUUAAAAAGAAAAAUCAUGAACAGUACAACUCAGUGCCCAUCUCUUGUAACACCAAAUAAAAGUUAUGCUGCUUGGU
Molecule: messenger RNA, 12233 nt
Organism: Gallus gallus (chicken)
Lineage: Eukaryota; Metazoa; Chordata; Aves; Galliformes; Phasianidae
Gene: SCAF11
Product: SR-related CTD-associated factor 11
Exons: 15
Coding region: 7389-11630 (1413 amino acids)
Biological process (GO): spliceosomal complex assembly
Molecular function (GO): RNA binding
Source: RefSeq, a predicted model, not a curated record